Molecule: messenger RNA, 201 nt
Organism: Monoraphidium neglectum
Lineage: Eukaryota; Viridiplantae; Chlorophyta; Chlorophyceae; Sphaeropleales; Selenastraceae
Exons: 3
Coding region: 1-201 (66 amino acids)
Source: RefSeq, a predicted model, not a curated record
AUGCUCUGCGCCGCGACACGACUCCUGAAGGCCUGCACCGCCAACACCAAGGACGGCUGGUUCUCCUCGUCCAACGGCAAGAAGUGCAUCAAGAAGUACACUGACACCUGGGCCAUCGGCGACAGCGUCAAGCUGGAGAAGGCCAACUGCGUCAGCGUGAAGGCCGCCGCCCCCGCCGCCGCCAAGCCCGCCGGCCACUGA